This is a messenger RNA of Gekko japonicus, 2514 nucleotides long. RefSeq names its product vomeronasal type-2 receptor 26-like. The record is from RefSeq and is a predicted model, not a curated record. The transcript has 6 exons. Gene Ontology annotation, biological process: G protein-coupled receptor signaling pathway. Gene Ontology annotation, molecular function: G protein-coupled receptor activity. Gene Ontology annotation, cellular component: membrane. The coding region runs from base 1 to 2514 and encodes 837 amino acids. NCBI's taxonomy places the organism in Eukaryota, Metazoa, Chordata, Lepidosauria, Squamata, Gekkonidae.
AUGAUAGUAUCAUUGGUUUUAGUAUUGGUGCUGCUGCUUCAGGCAGCUUGCAGGGUUCCUAUUUGUAAAUGUACCACCUGUAAGACUCUUUCUGUUCUUCACAAAUACUACCAUCCGGGAGAUUUCAUCAUUGCUGGCAUUAUUUCUCAGAUUUCCAUGACCUCUGAAGAGAUUACAUUUGCAAAAUAUCCUUUCCAGGAGCUGUUUGAUGAACUCAACUAUUUUCUUGCAAGCUGGACCUAUCGUGCCUCAAUAGAAAUUCUCUCUGCAUGGGGCAAUUUGAUCCCCAACUACCUAUGUGACUCACAGAACAAUCUGGCAGCAGUAAUUGGAGGUCCAAAUUCAGAUAUCUUCUCCUUCAUGGCAACCAUCCUGUGCCUGUACAAGAUCCCACAGCUCAUAUAUGGCUCAUCUCCAUUGAUGAAAAACAACAUCGAAGCUGUGUUCUUCCAUCAACUGUUUCCAAAUGGGACCCAUCAAUAUAUGGGGAUUCUGACGUUACUGCAGCAUUUCAAGUGGAUAUGGAUUGGGGUGAUGUAUGCUGACACUGAAGAUGGAGAAAGCUUUGUGCACAAUGUGAUUCCCAUUUUUUCCCAAAGAGGAAUCUGUUUUGACUUCAUAAAAACAUUUCCAAAAUUAACUUUUUCCAAUAAUGCUGGUGAAAUGGUGGCAGAUGGGUUAAAAGUUUAUGAUAUUGUCAAAGGAAGCACUACCAAUGUGGUGGUUGUACAUGGUGAAAUUGCGUCCAUGAUAAUUUUGAGAAUUUUUCACCACGUUUCAGAAUUUCAGGAUGAAGCGAUAGCAAACAGAAGUAAAGUUUGGAUUAUGACAGCCCAGAUAGAUUUUAUAUCACUUACUUUUCAACGAGAUUGGAGUGUAGACUUUCUCCAUGGUGCCAUUUCAUUUGCAGUCCACUCAAAGGAUGUGUUAGGAUUCAGGGACUUUCUUCAGGACAGAAAUCCUCUCUCAAACAAAGAUGAUGGCUUUAUCCAAGACUUCUGGCACCAUGUAUUUAAUUGUUUUCUUCCCAAUUCCACAACAGAUACAAGGUUUGGGAAAAUCUGCACUGGAAAGGAGAAACUAGGGACACUUCCUGGAUCUAUCUUUGAAAUGAGCAUGACUAGCCACAGCUACAACAUCUACAUUGCCAUUUAUGCUGUGGCACAUGCGUUGCAUGCCAUUCAUUCAUCCACACCUAAACACAGAGGGAUGGCUGAUCCAGAGAGACCAAAGCUUCUGAAUCAACAUCCAUGGCAGCUUCACCAAUUUCUUAGAAGAAUGUCAUUUAACAGCAGUAGUGGUGAAACCAUUUCCUUUGAUCAACAUGGCGAAUUGGUAGCUGGAUUUGACAUAAUCAACUGGGUCACAUUCCCAAACCAGUCCUUCCUUCGAGUCAAAGUUGGUCAGAUAGACGAAAAGGCAUGCCCAGAAGAACCAUUUGUGAUGCAUGAAGAUGCUAUCACGUGGCCUCGCAGAUUUAACCAGGCACAACCUCUUUCUCAGUGUAAUGAAAAUUGCCCUUUUGGUCAUAGUAAAGCAAGGAAGGAAGGGGAACCAUUUUGUUGCUAUGACUGCCUUCCAUGUCCAGAAGGGAAGAUUUCAAACAAAAAGGACAUGGACGCCUGUUUCCAGUGUCCAGAAGACCAUUAUCCAAACAGUAACCAGGAUUCAUGCCUUCCAAAAAAGAUCACUUUCUUGUCUCAUGGGGAACCUUUGAGCAUUAUCCUGGCUAUUUUUGCUUUUUCAUUAUCUUUCCUCACAGUUGUAGUGCUUGGGAUCUUCAUCAAGCACCAGGACACUCCCAUAGUUAAAGCCAACAACCGGGACCUCACCUACACACUCCUCAUCUCCCUCCUGCUCUCCUUCCUUUGUGCUUUGCUGUUCAUUGGCCAACCUGGAAAGAUGACCUGUCUCCUUCGACAAAUGACUUUUGGCAUCAUCUUCUCAGUUGCAGUUUCUUGCCUAUUGGCCAAAACAAUCACUGUGGUUUUAGCUUUCAUGGCGACCAAACCAGGAUCCAAAAUGAGAAAAUGGGUGGGGAAAAGACUAGCCAGUUCCAUGGUUAUUUCCUGCUCCCUUUCUCAAGGCAUGAUUUGUUCUGUGUGGUUAGCAACCUCUCCACCCUUCCCAGAUUCUGAUAUGCAUUCAGUGAUUGAAGAAAUUGUACUGGAAUGUAAUGAUGGGUCAGUGACCAUGUUCUUCUGUGUCCUGGGCUUUAUAGGCUUUCUGGCCAUUUUCAGCUUCACGGUGGCUUUCCUAGCCCGGAAAUUACCUGACAGAUUCAAUGAAGCCAAAUUCAUCACCUUCAGCAUGUUGGUCUUCUGCAGUGUAUGGCUGUCCUUUGUUCCAGCCUACUUGAGCACCAAGGGGAAAUACAUGGUAGCUGUGGAGAUCUUCUCUAUUUUAGCCUCCAGUGCUGGGUUACUGGGCUGCAUCUUUUGCCCCAAGUGUUACAUCAUUGUGCUGAGACCUGAUAUGAAUAAAAAGAAAAGGCCAGUGAAGGGAAAUGAAUGA